AUGGCGAGCUUCGAUGAGAUGGGCAUUGACACCAGCCGCCGCAAUGCGAGCCCGCGACAGCUCACCGAUGCAGAGCGUGCGCGCCUCGACGAGUUCACCGACGCGAUUCACUACUCAACGCGGUAUUCCGACGACGAAUACGAGUACCGCCACGUCCAGCUGCCCAAGGCUAUGCUGAAGGCUAUCCCAACAGAGUAUCACGACAAGUCCAAAGGCACGCUGAAGCUUCUCUGGGAGGACGAGUGGCGAGCUAUGGGCAUCACACAGAGUCUUGGCUGGGAACACUACGAGGUCCAUGAGCCAGAGCCGCAUAUUCUGCUUUUCAAGCGUCCCUUAAACUACCAGCCCCCGGCGCAGUGAAUGGGGAGGCCGAAUUGGGGGCGUUAGUGAGAGGAUGGAGUUU
Messenger RNA from Lasiosphaeria miniovina, 403 nucleotides. Its product is annotated as cyclin-dependent kinase regulatory subunit. Lineage: Eukaryota; Fungi; Ascomycota; Sordariomycetes; Sordariales; Lasiosphaeriaceae. Gene Ontology annotation, molecular function: ubiquitin binding; histone binding; cyclin-dependent protein serine/threonine kinase activator activity. Gene Ontology annotation, cellular component: cyclin-dependent protein kinase holoenzyme complex; SCF ubiquitin ligase complex. Bases 1 to 360 code for a protein of 119 amino acids. Gene Ontology annotation, biological process: regulation of mitotic cell cycle. The transcript is spliced from 4 exons. The record is from RefSeq and is a predicted model, not a curated record.